Messenger RNA from Cladophialophora immunda, 528 nucleotides. RefSeq lists its product as uncharacterized. Lineage: Eukaryota; Fungi; Ascomycota; Eurotiomycetes; Chaetothyriales; Herpotrichiellaceae. The coding region runs from base 1 to 528 and encodes 175 amino acids. The record is from RefSeq and is a predicted model, not a curated record. The transcript has 3 exons.
AUGGCGAGUUCCACGACGCAUCUGGAGGAGCAACUCGCACUGACGCACCACAUCAACAAUUACGGCUGGUUCGCCGACAUCUUCGCGUGGGACGAUAUCGCCACUUGCUUUACGGAGGACUGCACCUUUGACUUCAAAGUCGCACCAGAUCUCGAAGGCCAAGCACCCAUGAAUCUCAACUCUGGCACGAUAAAGGGCCGCUCCGACACGGCCAAAGCCCUGGCGUUUAUCACGGAGAGGUUCAAACGCACGCAGCAUAACAUUGUGAACAUGGAUUUCAACAUCGAUCCGUCCAAUGCGACCGCAACCGGCAGGGCAAACAUCUUCUGGGGCGGGGUCACCGAACAGAACGGCACCCAUGUCGCCGUGCAGACCGGCUCCAGGUACACGUGGAAGUUUAAGAAGAGUGCCGAGAGAAAUCGGUGGGAAACCGACUACACGCAGGUGGAGAUAGUCUGGGUGUCGUCUUCCCCAGUCGAAGGGUUCAAGCUUCAUACAAAACGCACUGAGGCUCCGAAGAACAGCUAG